Molecule: messenger RNA, 3337 nt
Organism: Actinia tenebrosa (Australian red waratah sea anemone)
Lineage: Eukaryota; Metazoa; Cnidaria; Anthozoa; Actiniaria; Actiniidae
Product: nuclear pore complex protein Nup107
Biological process (GO): post-transcriptional tethering of RNA polymerase II gene DNA at nuclear periphery; protein import into nucleus; mRNA export from nucleus
Cellular component (GO): nuclear pore; nuclear pore outer ring
Molecular function (GO): structural constituent of nuclear pore
Source: RefSeq, a predicted model, not a curated record
AAUGGCGGCAACGUCUGCCGAAGGUCCGAGAAGCACUUUAUACAGUGUUUCUGACGAAGAAAAAGGAGAAACAAUGGAUAUUGGAGAGGGAACGAGUAGAAGAACAAUGCGUUCAUUAGAUGCAUCUCGUCAAAGCUCGGAAUUUUACCCCAGAGACUCAACACUUCAUUAUAUUUGGCAGUAUUCUGAAGGAACGAAAGAAUUUGACCCAGACAAGAUGAACAAGGUUGUGGAUACAAGGCGGGAGAUUAGAAAUAAAAGUGAAUUUGAAGGAAACAGAGAAAUUCCAGAUCAAAACAAUGAGGAAAACAUUUUCAAGAAUUCAAAACGAAGAAGCAAUAUUCAGAAAUCUUUACAAUUACUGGAUGAUGCAGUUGGGUCUCCAAAACCAUUCCUUGUGACUGCAACCCCCUUAUUAAGGACUGCUGGCACCCCCACCCCUCUGUUACAGAGGACCCCAAUGACACAACUGAGACAUAGUACAUAUACUCCUAGUGGAAUGUCAUCUAUUGCUGAUACUGAUUUUGAUACUGAGGACUUGUCGAUGCUCAGUAAUGAUGGCUAUGGCCGUUCUACUCUCACUGCAAGUCUAUCAAGACCAACCCCAACUCCUGGUUAUUCAAUGGGUUCCAUUUCUCUAAUGAAUGAGACAGGAUUAACAUCAUCAGUUACCCCCAUGAAACCACUGGCUGGGAUUGCUGAUGAUUUGACUACUGAAACCCAGUUAGAUACCACCCAAGUAACAAACACGAGUGUAUUGACUGAUAAAGACCCAAUUGUAUCAGCAAGCUCAGUCCUUUUUCAAGAGUUCAAGGAUGAUUUGGUAAAAUAUCCACACUCUACUCAUGUCUUCGAUCUUGUUGCUGCUUAUGAAAAGUCUUGUCGUAAUCAAGUCAAUCAGCUUAAUAGUAUCAUGAGGUCUACUGCACCAGGAAAGGCCAUAUUUGUGAAGAAAGUUGAAAUUCUCAUGAUGUUGACACAAGAGAGUUAUACCUGGAGGUUGAUUGGGUCUCUGUACAGUGACAGGCUACAGAGUGGAUCUUAUGAUGAUGAAGCUAUGCUGACAGAUUUCAUGAGGAAAAACUGGAGUGAAAAGAAAGUUAUCAGCUUAUUGUAUGACAGAGAAAGCAGCACAAGACAGAACCAGUUGGUGAUUGACUGGCUUGAGAAGAAUGCUGAAGAUUUCUUAGAAAGUGUUUUACACUCUGACAAAGUAGAGUACUUCUCAGAAUCCAUCUGUUGGGAGAACACCCUUCAUGAACUGAGAGAAGGAAGUAAAAGACAUGGAUCAAAAAGACCAUUAGUAACUGAGAUGGAUCCAGAUGCUCCUGUACGUCAAAAUAGACCACUGGCAGAUCUUGAUGUGGAAGAUGAAGAAAGACUUCUUAAGCAUCUGUUCGUAUUCAUAAGAGCUGGAAAACUUAAAGAAGCACAGGAGCUUUGUGAAAGGUGUGGUCAGGCAUGGAGAGCAGCUACACUAGAGGGAUGGAAACUAUUGCAUGACUCUAAUAUUGAUGGAGUUCCAGAUAAUGGAACUCUGGCUGAAGUGGAGGGCAAUCCUUACAGAGAUGUUUGGAAAGCUUGUGCCUGGAAAAUGUCUAAUGAGAAUAAAUUUGGUUUAUACGAAAGAGCUGUGUAUGCUUCAUUUUCUGGAAACCUUAACCAGCUUAUACCAGCCUGUGAGUCAUGGGAAGACUUUCUUUGGGCUUACUACAAAGUCAUGAUUGAUGUUCGUGUUGAACAGGAAUUGCAUUUGAAUUCACGAUCAGAUCGACAAGUAGAGAAUUUGCCUUCAGCUUACUGGGACCAAAAUCUUACCCCAGAAAAGAUCUUCGAAGAACUAAAGUCCUGUUCAAAAGAGUCUGUUCGAAGACAAGCAGAACACCACCACCAUAUAAUACAAACACACAUCAUUCUCGACGAUAUCCAGGGAUUACUUAAAAUAAUGAACGAAUGGCUACAGGACGAGAACUCGCCUUCUAAUCACAUGCUACGAUUUAUGGCUCAUUUUGUGCUCUUCUUGAGAGCAUCUGGGCUUGAAACACAGGAGGAAUUAAGCUGCCCAUUAUUAAAAGCAUAUGUUCAGAAUUUGAUAGAUGACUGUCAGGUKCCACUUGUUGCUACGUACACGGCUACGCUUCCACCGGAAUUACAAAUCGAUACGUACGCCUACUUUCUCGAAGAAAUUAUCGACAGGAAAGAAAGACAGCGUUGUCUUGAACUGGCCGAAAGUGCAGGUCUUGACGUACAAACGAUAACAAAAACGGUGGUCGAGAAUAUUCGUGGAAAGGACUUCAAAAUUGAUAAUGAUCUGUCACCAGCCUUGGAAGCUGCUACUACUGAGGAAGACAGGAAAAAGAUUGAAGCUGUGGAAUGGUUGGUAUUUGAUCCAUCCCAGCGUGCUGAGGCGUUGAAACAAGGCAAUGCUAUCAUGCGUUGCUUCAUAGCUACUCGAAAACAUACAGCAGCGCGAGAGGUGUUCAACAAAAUACCAGCUGGAUCCAUUGAUGUUAUUUACAAGCAGUGGCAAAUGAGGGCUGGUAGUAGUGCGUUACCCGCUGAAGAUGAUAACGCUAUCAGAGAAUAUCUGUGCAUCAAAGCUUAUCUGGAUGCACAUGACGCAUUCAAUGACUGGUUCCAACACUUUCAUCACGGAGCACCGAAAAAAUUGUCUAGCGAAACUUAUUCUAACUUUUCUGAGAAAGUUGCUUUGGAACAAAGGCAAAAACAGUACGAGGUUGAUCGUGAACGAUGGCAAAACAGCCUCGAAAUCCAUUCAAAGGCCACCGUAGAAAGGCUGUACAAUGUUUUGCUAUUUCCUGAUGGCGGUUGGAUGUUCGAUCAGAGAAUGGAUGGAGAGAGCGAUGCGACACGUUCUCAGCAACUAGAACUGCUAAGACAAUUGUGUCUCCCUUUAAUUUGUUUCUUACUUCAUACAGUGCAUCACUCUACUGGGCAAUACAAACAGUGUCUUCAGUUGGCUGACAUCAUUGCUUCAGAACAAUACGAAUUAUACAAGGUGUUCAGGAAGGAUGAACUCCAAAGGUUUUUGACAUUGCUGAGAGAAACUUCUCUUGCUGUGCUGGAGAACAGUAUGGAUCCUCUUGGAUAUCAGAUGCCUUGAUCAGUACUGACCAAACAGGUUUAACCAGAUAUGAUAAAACAGGUAACGGUAGAUCAGGCAGAUGAUAGCAUAUGACGUAUAUGGUACCUGUUUUUCAUGAGAACAGGAAGAAUGACCUUAAACUAGUUUAAACCUGAUAAACCUGUUUUGAAUGCAUGACUACCUUAUUGGCAUCUGUACAGCGGUAGUGACAUUGUUGAGAAUCAUUCAAAA